Molecule: messenger RNA, 1052 nt
Organism: Zingiber officinale
Lineage: Eukaryota; Viridiplantae; Streptophyta; Magnoliopsida; Zingiberales; Zingiberaceae
Product: chitinase 2-like
Exons: 1
Coding region: 1-903 (300 amino acids)
Biological process (GO): carbohydrate metabolic process
Molecular function (GO): hydrolase activity, hydrolyzing O-glycosyl compounds
Source: RefSeq, a predicted model, not a curated record
AUGGCUUCUUCCUCCUCAACGUUCUUGGUCUCCUUUCUCCUCCUCUUCUUCUUUCUGCCUUAUUCCUACACCUCCAGUAUCUUCCGAGAAUACAUCGGCGCCGAGUUCUCCGGCGUCAGAUUCUCCGACGUCCCCAUCUCCUCCGGCGUCGAGUUCCACUUCAUCCUCGCCUUCGGCAUCGACUACACCACCUCCGCCUCCCCUACUCCUACCAACGGCCGCUUCAACAUCUUCUGGGACAAUCAGAACCUGUCUCCCAACGCCAUCGCCGCCAUCAAGCGCGCCCGCCCCAACGUCAAGGUCGCCCUCAGCCUCGGCGGCGACUCCGUGGGCGACGGCUCCGCCUACUUCGCGCCCGACUCCGUCGACUCCUGGGUGAAUAACGCUGUCGACUCGCUCACCUCCCUGAUCCAGCAGUACCACAUCGACGGCAUCGACGUCGACUACGAGCACUUCCGGGCGGCGCCGGACGCCUUCGCGGAGAGCAUCGGGCAGCUGGUGACGCGGCUGAAGGGCAACGGGGCCAUUUCCUUCGCCUCCAUCGCUCCGUUCGACGACGACGAAGUGCAGAGUCACUACAAGGCGCUGUGGAGGAAGCACGGCGCGGUGAUCGACUACGUGAACUUCCAGUUCUACGCGUACGCGAGCGGAACGACAGUGGCGGAAUUCCUAGAGUACUUCGACGAGCAGAGGAACAACUACAGGGGAGGGCGGGUUCUGGCGAGCUUCAACACGGAGGAGAAUCCCGGCGGGCUGACGCCCCAAAACGGCUUCUUUACCGCCUGUAAUCAGCUGAAGAAGCAAGGGAAGCUCGGUGGCAUCUUUGUGUGGACCGCUGACGCCUCAAUGGGCAAUGGAUUUAGGUACGAGCAGCAGGCCCAGAAAUUGUUGGCCUCUGCUUAAAGCUGGUUGAUUUGCACCUUGUUACUACUGCAAGCGAUUGAUCGAUAACGACUUAGCUUCAUCAUGUAUCACACUUUCGUUUAAUUUGUGGCCCCAGUGCAGUUGGUACGAAUGUCUGCAAAAUGACUAAUGACUUGUUGGAUAUUUUA